GUACAUCUCUUACUUGACUUUCAAUUCACAACAAAAUGCAUAAACAGGAACAGAGAGUGAUAAUCGUUGGAGCAGGUCCUUCAGGCCUCUCUGUAGCAGCAUGCCUCACAAAACACUCUGUUCCCUACACAAUCCUUGAAAGAGAAGAUUGUUGUGCUUCUCUGUGGAAGAAACAUUCAUACGAUCGUCUACACCUUCACCUCAAAAAGCAAUUCUGCGAGCUUCCCCACAAGCCAUUCCCACCUUCUUUUCCUCCAUAUGUCCCCAAGAAUCAGUUCCUGCAGUACCUUGAUGACUACGUUUCUCACUUCAGAAUCACUCCUCUGUACUGCAGAUCCGUGGUGGAUGCAGAGUAUGGUGAUGAUGAUGAGAAAUGGAAGGUCAAGGCGAGGAAUGGGGACUCCGGUGAGGUUGAGGAAUAUGAAGGGAGGUUUCUGGUGGUGGCUACCGGAGAAACCAGCGACCCUUUUGUGCCGGAGGUUGAAGGGUUGAGGAGUUUUCCAGGGAGGGUGCUUCACUCUACAAAGUUCAAGUCUGGGAAGGAGUUCAAAGAUGAGCAAGUUCUGGUUGUUGGGUCUGGGAAUUCCGGCAUGGAAAUCGCAUUGGACCUGCACAAUCACGGUGCUCAAACAUCCAUUGUGGUUCGAAGCCAGGUUCAUGUUCUAUCGAAGGGGAUGGUGAAUUUGGGGCUUUUUCUGUUGAAGUAUUUAUCGUUAAGCACGGUGGAUUCACUAAUGGUGAUAGCUAGCAAGAUGGUUUAUGGGGAUAUCACCAAUUAUGGUAUUGCAAGGCCCAAUGAGGGUCCCUUUUGCAUGAAGGUCAAGUACGGCAAAUACCCUGUUAUUGACACUGGAACCAUUCACAAAAUCAAAUCUGGAGACCUAAAGGUAUUACCAUCUGAAAUAGAAUACGUGAGAGACAAGAAUGUCCUAUUAAAAAAUGGCGAAUUACACCCAUUUGACUCUAUUAUUUUCUGCACCGGCUUCAAGAGAUCAACUCACAAGUGGCUUAAGGGGGAUGAUUACCUUUUGAAUGAUGAUGGCCUUCCGAAGCCAAGCUACCCGAUGCAUUGGAAGGGAAAGAAGGGUUUGUAUUGCGUUGGACUGUCAAGGAGAGGUUUGUAUGGAGCUGCCGCAGAUGGUGAAAAUAUAGCAAAUGAUAUAAUUAGUUCCAUAAUGCAAAAUUAAUCCUGUUUUCAAAUCUUAUUAUAUAUAUGUAUUAAGACAAACGUGAAGUGGAAAUAUUGUCUUGGUGUUAUACGUUCCACACUACAUUCACACUCGGAUCAAUUAAAAUCCUCUUAUGUAUAAAUUCUCUCAUGUUAAAAAAUUAUGUUUAUGGAAUUUUACAUCACAAA
Lotus japonicus is the source of this 1357-nucleotide messenger RNA. Its product is annotated as probable indole-3-pyruvate monooxygenase YUCCA10. Lineage: Eukaryota; Viridiplantae; Streptophyta; Magnoliopsida; Fabales; Fabaceae. The record is from RefSeq and is a predicted model, not a curated record. Gene Ontology annotation, molecular function: flavin adenine dinucleotide binding; monooxygenase activity; NADP binding. The transcript is spliced from 4 exons. The coding region runs from base 36 to 1187 and encodes 383 amino acids.